Molecule: messenger RNA, 3555 nt
Organism: Electrophorus electricus (electric eel)
Lineage: Eukaryota; Metazoa; Chordata; Actinopteri; Gymnotiformes; Gymnotidae
Gene: ppp2r5ea
Product: protein phosphatase 2, regulatory subunit B', epsilon isoform a
Biological process (GO): protein dephosphorylation; signal transduction
Cellular component (GO): nucleus; cytosol; protein phosphatase type 2A complex
Molecular function (GO): protein phosphatase activator activity
Source: RefSeq, a predicted model, not a curated record
UGUAGUGUUCUGUUUUGAGACAGGGAAAAAAAAACUUGGCAGUACAACUAGCAAAGGUUUAUUUAUGAGAACAGAUAGAUAUUACGCAGAAAUCCGCGAGUGUAAAAUAGAUAAGAAGUGUAAUCUGACUUUACCGUCAAAGAACCGGGGGAUGUAGCCGGUCAGUUUAUCCCGUUCACAUAUGCUUGCUCUGAGAUUAAGAUACAAGCGAGUCGGUCUGGCUAAUCUGCUCGCUAUGGUGACACACCAUCGGUUUACCUGGUAGCUAACUAGCUAGUUAGCCUAGCGAGAAUAUCUGGGACCUUUUGUGCUCUGUAGAAAUUCAGAUAUCUGUCCCAUUUGAAGACAGUUGUUGUGAUAGGACCAGUAACUCCAGAUAUUUGUUAGAUAGCAAGGUUAGCUAGUGUGAUAGCUUCACGAUUUAGCGUGCUAGCUAACGUAAACGGUAACGCUAGCUACACCCUUGUCCUACACAUUUUUUGGUAUCCAGCCAGCUGGAUUGGACAGCGAACGGUUGAGGACUAUGUCUUCGGCAGCCACCUCACCCCCGUCUGUAGAUAAGAUGGACGGCUUCUCCAGAAAGUCGGUCCGAAAAGCUAAGCAGAGGCGUGCGCAGAGCUCGUCUCAGUUCAGAUCUCAGGACAAACCCAUUGAGCUGGUGCAGCUUCCGCUGAUGAAAGAUGUCUCUGCUCAUGAGCAGCCGGAGCUGUUCCUUAAGAAACUGCAACAGUGUUGCACACUGUUUGACUUCAUGGACACACUUUCAGACCUCAAGAUGAAGGAGUACAAGCGCUCCACCCUCAAUGAGCUGGUGGACUAUGUCACAGUCAGCCGUGGCUACCUGACUGAACAGACCUAUCCAGAGGUCGUCAAAAUGGUCUCCUGUAACAUAUUCCGGACUCUUCCACCUAGUGACAGUAAUGAGUUUGACCCAGAGGAGGAUGAGCCCACGUUGGAGGCCUCAUGGCCACACUUACAGCUUGUCUAUGAGUUCUUCAUUCGCUUCCUGGAGAGUCAGGAAUUUCAGCCCAGCAUUGCCAAAAAAUACAUUGACCAGAAAUUUGUACUACAGCUUCUGGAGCUGUUUGACAGCGAGGACCCUCGUGAGAGAGACUGCCUAAAGACUGUCCUGCACAGAAUUUACGGCAAAUUCCUGGGCCUCAGGGCAUUUAUCCGCAAACAGAUCAACAACAUUUUUCUAGGGUUUGUAUAUGAAACUGAGCACUUCAAUGGAGUGGCUGAGCUGCUGGAGAUUUUGGGAAGUAUCAUCAAUGGUUUUGCACUUCCACUGAAGGCUGAACACAAGCAGUUCCUGGUGAAGGUGUUACUGCCUCUGCACUCAGCCAGGAGUCUGUCCCUGUUCCAUGCUCAGUUGGCCUACUGUAUUGUACAAUUCCUAGAGAAAGACCCAACGCUAACAGAACCUGUGAUAAGAGGCUUGUUGAAGUUCUGGCCAAAAACCUGCAGUCAGAAAGAGGUUAUGUUCCUCGGGGAGCUGGAAGAGAUCGUGGAUGUGAUUGAACCCACACAGUUCGUCAAGAUCCAGGAGCCACUGUUCAAGCAAAUAUCCAGAUGCGUGUCUAGUCCACACUUUCAGGUGGCUGAACGAGCUCUUUACUACUGGAACAAUGAGUACAUUAUGAGUCUAAUAGAGGAGAACUCCAGCGUCAUCCUGCCUAUCAUGUUUGCCAGUCUUUACAGGAUCUCCAAGGAGCACUGGAACCCAUCGAUAUCCGCUUUAAUCUACAAUGUGCUUAAAGCAUUUAUGGAGAUGAACAGUGCACUGUUUGACGAACUGGCCGCAAACUACAAAUCGGACCGUCAGAGGGAAAAGAAGAAAGAAAAGGAGCGGGAGGACCUGUGGCAGAGGCUGGAAGAGCUAGAGCUGAGGCGGGGGCUCCAGAACAGCGACGGCAUCAUUCCCACCUAACACGACUCCACCGUUAUGUCUGGCUCCACCCAGUCACCUCCUUCUACCACAGGGACUCCACCCCCCCUCCCAUGCUUCUUGUGCUACACACUUUACUGUACACUCCUACGUUUUGUUUAUCCCAUUUUUUUUUUCAACAGCACUGUAAAAAAAAAAAAUUCCUUCUUCUAUUUCCUUUACAAUGAUACUACUCUGAAAGAACAGACAAUAAAAAAGGAGAAAAAAAACCAGAGAGAAAAGGAGGUGUGUACCUUAGGGAAGAAAAGACUUCAUAUACUCUCGUUGUUUAACAAAAAAAAAAAAGGCAGAAAAAAAUGCGCUAAUCAACUGAUGAAGGGAUAUAUUUUGACAACCCUAUGCCUGAGAACAGGAGUCUCAUUUCAACUUGUUUCUAAAGAGUAUGGUCCUACAGAUCCCUCCUAAUGCAGUGGGGGUCUGCAUUCAUUACAUCAUACCGUCUUGUGGGGCCCCUCUUCCACCCUGAGUCCUCCCCGUCCCCCCCCCCCCCCUUUUCUCCUCAAGGAAAGACUUGAUUGCACAUAACAUUUGUAUUCCUGUCCAAGAAAUGUGCGGCUACUGUACAAGAGUCCCCAAACCUCACGCAGUCAAGAACAAUGAAAAUGACAAUGAGUUCAACCUUAGAAGCUCCUUUUUAUUGCCUACAUCACUUUUUUUACAUGCUGCCACAAAUGUGAUCAUCCCAGGUUCUUUUGUUUGUAAGGACAUGUGCCAGUCUGGCACUGGUACCACUGACCAGGAAUUGCUUCAUAAAAGUAUAGGCAGCAGUAGGCUACAAGAGUUGCCAAGACAUUAUAUCCUUGAAGUAUUUUUUUAUGUUUGAAAAGGGUAAUAACCUGCUCUCUGUAAGAGCUCUGCUUCAGAGACCUCUUGGGAAUGUCAGACUGGCAAUUCAGCGUUUACCAAGAAGGACAUUGCAGUUUAAGUAUGGCCUCAGACAUGAGUUUUUCACUCCAUAUCAAGAAGUCUGUUCUUUUCUUGUCACAGUGUUUAGAAAUUAUUCAGUGUUUUUUAAAAGUUAAGUGAUUUUGUUUUAAACUCUUAUCCUGGACUUUUAGCCAUGGGUCACUCUGAUGUCUACUGCUUUUCAUUUCGGUCAGCUUUGUGGUUCAGGAUGGUUGGAUGCCCUUUAAAUAAUUCAGUAGCGCUAAAAAAAAAAAGUAAGGGCGUUAAAGGAGUGUUUGUAACACAAACCUGCAUAUGUGGGGUAGUUUCAAGGCCCUUUUGGGGAAAAUACUGAUUCAAUAAGUCUUGCUCCUCAACAGAAAUGCCAGCCAAUGCGGUGGGUUAGGACUAAAGCACUUGGAGUUAGAUCUUUUAUUGUAUUCACAGGAAUCAAUAUUCUCUUUAUUUUGUUUUAUUUCAGUUCCAUACCAUGGGUGUGGAUUUUACAUGUAAGGAUGCUUUGAAAAUCUCUCUGGCUGUCUUGCAUUUUCCCCCUCUAUGGGCCCCUGUUCCUUCCUUCGCUUACAUACAUAUUGUGUGUUUUAUGAUGGCCCAACUAAGUUCAAUGUUAAAAAUUCGAAAGAAAAAGGUUUGAUGAAUAGAAUAAAUCUAAUUAUUUUAAAAAGGACAGAGAUAUUAAAUAAACCUCUUUUGUGAUAAAA